This is a messenger RNA of Pestalotiopsis fici W106-1, 1470 nucleotides long. RefSeq lists its product as uncharacterized. The coding region runs from base 1 to 1470 and encodes 489 amino acids. Gene Ontology annotation, molecular function: O-methyltransferase activity. The transcript has 5 exons. Lineage: Eukaryota; Fungi; Ascomycota; Sordariomycetes; Amphisphaeriales; Sporocadaceae. The record is from RefSeq and is a predicted model, not a curated record.
AUGUCAGCACUCACUCCCAAGGAGGCUGCCCUUCAGCUGCGCAAAGUCUUACAACUUUUGACCACAGCUAUCAACGACAUUGCAUCCCGUUGGGAGAGCGAGUCUCGGGACGAAAAUGCUGUUGAGAUACGGUACAAUGGUACGACACAACAUACAGCCCAGGAUCCUGUCAAGGUAGCGCUGGCAGCUAUGGGCCACGUCGAGAGCUUAAUCACGGAACCUCACAGACUCGUCGUGGACAUGUCCACCUCGUAUCUGAUAUCACGGGCUCUGCACAUUGUGGCCGAUCACGAUAUUGCCGGGAUCAUUGCCGCGGCCAACGGGGCCGAUGGGGUUCAUGUCGAGGAGCUCGCACGGCUGGCUGGUAUGGAGCAAGACAAGCUUUGCCGUAUCAUGAGAGCUCUCGUGUCUCAUCAUGUUUUCCAGGAAGUGGAAGAGAGACGAUUUGCGAAUAACCACGUCUCGGAAACUCUCGCGGGCGACCCCGCGUUCAGAGCGCAUAUUAUGAUGAAGGGACGGGUUCACUAUGCGGCCAGCGACCAUCUACCGAGCAUAGUCAAAGUCAAGGGUUCUGAAGUGCAGCAUGAUUCCGAGGCCAGGAAGACUGCCUUUCAAAAAGCUGUGAGAACCGAUUUGUCCUUGUUUGACUGGAUGAAUCAGGAAGUGCCGGCUCAUGACACGGAUUGGCGGCCGCGACUCAAGAACAACGAGAUAUCAAUUAUCAGCUAUUCUGACAAGGACGCCAUUCCGGGUAGCCCUGUGAAAACGGUGGCUCGGCCGGAAAAGUUGCUCUUCCAUCAGGCCAUGGCAGGGCUGGACAGAGGACAGGGACACUUUUAUCUCGGCGCAUAUCCUUGGCGUGAUCUCGGUACUGGAACAGUCGUCGAUGUCGGAGGCGGAAUUGGCUCGUUUUGCAUGCAGCUCCACGAUAUCUACCCAGCUCUCCAGCUGGUUGUCCAGGACCGCGAGCCGGUGAUCAAGCAGGCGAUAUCGGUUUGGCAGUCCAAGUACCCCGAAGCUCUGAACUCGGGCCAAGUCAAGCUCUCAGUCCAUGACUUCUUCAUGCCUAACCCCGUUCAGGGCGCUGAUGUAUAUUGGCUGAGAUAUAUCUUACACGACUGGCCAGACAAUCAAGUCGCCACCAUUCUCGGCAAUAUUGCCAAAUCCAUGACUGCCUCAUCCAGGCUGCUGAUUGCAGACAUCAUCGUAACCACGACGGUCCGCACCAGUCUCGACGGCGAUGCCUCGACGGCCGUCGCAGCGCCCCCUCCACUGUUAGCCAACUACGGCCAGGCCGCUGCGCAUGCUCACCUCAUGGAUCUCAACAUGAUGAUGAUGGUCAAUGGGCGGGAGAGGACGCCGGCAGAGCUUGCGAUGCUGGUUCAAGCCACUGGGCUGGAGAUUGUGCGGAUCUGGCAGGGCUGUGCGGCUGAUGCCUUGGGAGUCGUCGAGUGUCGUCUCGCAGUCUAG